ACAAGAAAACGAAGAAAGGGUGUAUUAUAUAGUGUAAGGUUUAAUCAGAUUUUUCUUUUUAACAUAUAAAUAAUUUUAUGUUAUGUAAUUUGCUGUAUUUUAAACCAUCUGUUUGAUUUCUCCACAACUCUUUUCCCUUAUAAACCCUUCUAAAUUUAGCCAUCUCCUUCAUUUUCGUUUCCUCGUUCAUAUUUUUCUGGAGUGAUCUUCCUCCUCAAGCUAGCUCUCAAUCCCAGUCAAAGGGUGUUUUCUUGAUUUUCAAGAAAGGUUGUGGUGAAAUGAAGAAGCAAAUCUUGAUCAAGAACUGAAGAAUUUAGAAGAAUGCAGAUUUCUUACCAGCCUUAUAUCGACCCGGAUUAUGAUUCUUUAAUCGAAAGAAUUUACCCUCCUAGAGUUUGUAUUGAUAAUGACACAUACCAAGACUGCACGCUUGUUAAGGUUGAUAGUGCAAACAAGCAUGGGAUUCUAUUAGAGAUGGUCCAAGUAUUGACAGAUCUUGACCUUGUUAUUUCCAAAUCUUACAUUUCUUCUGAUGGAGGAUGGUUUAUGGACGUGUUCCACGUGACUGAUCAGCUUGGGAACAAGCUUACUGACGAAACCCUCAUUCUUUAUAUACAAAAGGCACUAUGCGCGAAUAGAAGAGUGGGAGUGUCGCCGGAGAUACAAAAUUGCCUUAAAAGAGAAGUUAGGCCAUUACAUGUUUUGACAGAGCACACGGCGAUGGAGAUGACUGGAAUUGAUAGACCGGGUCUUUUGUCGGAGAUUUUUGCUGUUUUAGCUGAGCUGCAAUGCCAUGUCACGGCCGCUGUGGCGUGGACACAUAACAACCGAGCGGCUAGUAUAAUCUAUAUGGAAGACGGGAUCAGUGGCGGACCAAUAACGGACCCGAAAAGACUUGCCGACGUAGAAGAGCAGCUAGAGAAUGUGGUUGAGGCUCAUCACGGGACCGGGGAGAUGAGGAGUGUCAGAUUAGCGUCGCCAGUCCCCGGACAGACCCACACAGAGAGGCGGCUCCACCAGUUGAUGUAUGCUACUAUGGAUUAUGAGCCGUGUCGUGGCUGCACAGGUAGUGGCGCUGCUCACCGGAGGGACUGUACUAACAUUCAUGUCUCGAUAGAGCCUUGCAAGGAGAAAGGAUAUUCAGUGGUCAAUAUGAAGAGCAGAGACAGGCCGAAACUCUUAUUUGAUACGCUUUGCGCUUUGACUGAUAUGCAGUACGUAGUGUUCCAUGCAGUUGUUAGUUCUAAGGGCACCAUGGCCGAACAGGAGUAUUUCAUUCGGCAAAAAGAUGGAUGCACUUUGGAUACAGAGACGGAAAGGCAAAAACUCAAUCAAUGCUUAAUUGCUGCCAUUGAGAGGAGAGUAUCCCAUGGAUUGAGACUUGAUGUUUGCACUCUAAACCGAGUGGGGUUACUCUCAGACGUAACGCGGGCGUUUCGCGAAAAUGGCCUAUCAAUAUCAAGAGCUGAGAUCGGCAUUCAAGGUGAGAGAUCAGUAGGGUCAUUCUAUGUCACUGAUGCUUCAGGGGAUGAAGCUAAUCCACACACUAUAGAAUUGGUGAGGAAAGAGAUAGGAGGAUCUGUCCUUGCAGUUAAUACAUCACCAGGUUGGACUCCUAGGACUCCCUCAACAACGGGUAUUAGCAGAUCUAGCAGCGGAAGUAUGGGUGAAGAUAAGCAGAAAUUCUCAUUAGGAAGCCUAUUAUGGUCUCAGCUCGAGCGGCUGUCGGGUAAUUUCAGCUCUAUACGGUCAUGAAUUACUAUCCGAGAAUCCCUAUAGAAUGUAAAUAAGAUGAAUAGUCUCGCUUCCUAGCUUCGUCGUAGGUUCUAUUGUAAUAAUCUACCUGCAUAGUAUGUAAUUCUGUGUAGUUUUUACAAUAUAUUCUUGUUCUUAACUUUCAGAAUUUUAGGACUAAGCAGAAGUUGAAAUUAAUUCUUUGCAAA
Mercurialis annua (annual mercury) is the source of this 1943-nucleotide messenger RNA. RefSeq names its product ACT domain-containing protein ACR1. The record is from RefSeq and is a predicted model, not a curated record. NCBI's taxonomy places the organism in Eukaryota, Viridiplantae, Streptophyta, Magnoliopsida, Malpighiales, Euphorbiaceae. The transcript has 8 exons. The coding region runs from base 322 to 1755 and encodes 477 amino acids.